GCAAUCCUUGGUGCAAUCAUAUAAAGUGAAAAUCUGCAGUAUAUGUUGGAACAUUUUUUUACAUUUAAGAUUUUGAAGUAAAUUCAUAAUGAUUACUCACAGAAACGUUAUAUUUAUUAUUAUAAUUUCUGUUCUUAUUUUAAACAUAGCCUGUUCUAUGCCUAGCAUUUCUGAAAAACGUAAGGAGAACAAAGUUAGAAAUAGCACGAGUUUUGAUCAAACAUUAAGCGCCCCAAGAGUAACUCCAGGCAAGAAAUGGCAAGUAAGCAGAUUGACUCAUAAACGAUACGAAAUUGUUAACCUACUGUGGAGAAAAACAAAGAUAUUUGGUGACGUUCAAAGCGUAACACCUAAUCCCAAUAUAAAGAGUGUUCCUAAAAGGAAGAGAGACCACGGUUAUUCAACCACACAAGAAACGCAAAAACUAAACUAUGCUUUACCUUAUCUAAGAAGAUCAUCCUCAACACCGAGUUUUAUAGAAUUUCAAUAUUUAGAUCUUACUAACGACGAGAAUUCAAAUUCAAUAAACGAAAGCGAUAAUAAUGCUAAGUAUAAUGAAAAUCAAGUAGUAGUAAAUUCUCCAUUUUUUGUAUUUCACCUUCAAUAUGAAACAUGCAAGUCUACACAAACUCCACCUAUUCAAAUAAAUAAUACUUUAAGAAAUUUAUUCCUCGCUUAUUUAACCUCUCCAAGGAAUAUACAAAAUGCAGAAAAUACAGCAAACAACAUUGACAUGGAAACUUGUCCGUUAACAACUUUGCCGUCUAAUACUAUGAAUAGUUCAGACGAUUCUGUGGAAGGCUAUAAUAAUAACAAUGAAAAUGUUACAAAGGCUACAACAAUAUACGACAAAAUAAAGUUCUUUGAAAUAUAUGACAGUGAUACACCACAAAUAUCACACGCACAAAACCUUGAUUAUGAUCAAAAAGCAUUGUUCGAAGACGUCGAUGUUAAGACUAGUAUGCAAUCAAAUUACAAUAAAACAAGAUUUGUGAAAAAGCACAUCGAUAAAGUUAUUUCUGCUCAAUACGUAAACGAAUUUUACAAGCAAUCUUCUAAAGAGUUAUUUCCAGAAGCGGCAAAAGCUACAAUAAAAUCAGUUGUCGAUAACGAGUACUCCUACAUAAGCCGACAAGCUGCGUGGUCCGACUUUCCUUUUGUUGCUGUCUAUGUGCGUUGCGAUGCGGCAGCAAUAAGUCCACAUUGGCUGUUGGCAGCCGCGUCAUGUUUGUCUCGACGAAACAGAGAUACAUAUUACGUAGAUGGUCAGUCGGCGUAUGUGGCUUACUGCACUGACAACUGGAGAAAUCCUGAGAGGAUAUCUUACGUUAAACGGAGCUUUAUUCAUCCAAGAUUUGACGAUAGAGAUUUCGCAAGACGGCACCUCUACAAUAUCGGUGUUUUGCAAAUAGUCAAUUCCAUGGCUGAAACGUGCAAUGGGUGGGCUCCGGUAUCGCUGAUAUCCCAUCAAUUUGAUGCAAAUCCUGCAGGCUCGGUGGGUGUCGCACUUGGCUGGGGAUUAGACAGAUAUGAUGCCAGCCAGCCUAUCAACGUUAAACAUACCCUAAUGAUGUACGAAAAUUUAGUGCAUUCGGAAACCUGUCCUGGUUAUAUUGAUAUCAGUCAAAUGAAGAGUUCCAAAAAUAAAGUUAACGACCUGUAUUGUCUGUCAUUACCCAAUUACUCCGGGGAAAAUGAUGAUAAAGUUCACGGCGCAUUGCUGUUGAUUGGCGGAAAACUAAUUGCACUAUAUUUACAGGAGGAGCGGCGUCCCUCGGGAGAGCAAUCAGCGCUGUACACUGGAGUGUGGCGUCACAUUCCGUGGUUAGUGGAUACAGCGAGGGAACCCGAGGAAUUUGUUACGUUUUCUUUAGAAUUCUAAUAGAAAAUUGUAAACUAUAGUCCUUUUUGUAAUUUGUUUCUAGUCCAUUGUGUAGUGUGAGUUGUGAGGAUUGUUUAAUAGUUAUAAUAUUAAAACAUUUCUUAAAAUGGAUUUGUAUAGAUUGCGUCAUAAAAUUAUUAUGUGAG
This is a messenger RNA of Colias croceus (clouded yellow), 2028 nucleotides long. RefSeq lists its product as uncharacterized. The record is from RefSeq and is a predicted model, not a curated record. The coding region runs from base 89 to 1882 and encodes 597 amino acids. Gene Ontology annotation, molecular function: serine-type endopeptidase activity. The transcript is spliced from 6 exons. NCBI's taxonomy places the organism in Eukaryota, Metazoa, Arthropoda, Insecta, Lepidoptera, Pieridae. Gene Ontology annotation, biological process: proteolysis.